Penicillium olsonii is the source of this 1335-nucleotide messenger RNA. The record is from the annotation of a GenBank genome assembly. NCBI's taxonomy places the organism in Eukaryota, Fungi, Ascomycota, Eurotiomycetes, Eurotiales, Aspergillaceae.
AUGAACGUUACGCCCCUCGAAAACAUGACUCUACCGGACCGACAGACUCUGGAGUCAUCCACGAACAUGUUUUUCAACUCUGUUCUUAGCCGUAUAUGGCCCUUGCCAGACCAAGUCCUUUUCCGACAGACAAUGAAUAUCGCCUAUGGGGAUCAGGAGGAGCAUCCAUCCCGGAAACGCACGGCCACUAUAUGUGUAUGGGCUACAUGGGCGUUUAUCUCAGCCUUUCAAGAUUUGUCUGUGGAAAUUUCACCGAAAACGCGAGUGGAGGUCGUGAACUCCCUCAUGACGUCGAUCAAUUUGCUUCAACAACCGCACAUCGAGCUUCUCGAAUCUACAUCAAUGCUUGUUGUUCUACAUCUCAACUCUGGAAGCAUUCAAUCGAGCAUUCUGGCCAACACACUUGCUGCACGGUUUGUCCUCCUGCUCGGGGCUAAUACCAGGGAAUGUUUCGAAUCCGCUUGUAAGUUUGUUUCGCUAGGAGACGAACGCUGCAGAAAGGACAAUCAUUUGCGCAAUCUGUUCUGGAUGUGCUAUCUCCAAGACAAAGAGUUGUGCCUUCGUUCAAACCAGCCACCAGCUCUGUCAGAGUAUAACUGUGACCUCGAUCUGCCGAUUGACUACCAGCGCAAUUACAACAUACAUUCAAGCGAGAUUUCCCCAACCCCGGUGUUCGCGGGUGAUCUUCGACUCAGUCAGCUCAAAUCAAAAGCAUAUUGUGAUCUUUACUCUCGCCGUGCAUUGGAAAAAGACGGAACUUUGAUUUUGCGUGAGAUUCGGCAACUGGACGAUGAGCUCGAAGAGUGGCGCUUGAGCAUUCCAGUGGAAUACCGCCCAACACUACUGUUCUCGCAAGGGACCAGUUAUGGAUCUGAUAGGCUGAGUAUUCGAUCGCUGAUGAUGCGACUCGAGUAUUACUACUGCAUGUCAUACAUCCAUCAGGCAUGUGGUCGAUUUAGGCUCUUGGACGGAACCCAGGAUCGCGAAAUCCAAGGGAUCAGUUCUAGUCUCUCUUUCGCGAUUGCUACUUGUCGCUCUUCGCUCUACUAUCUCCUCGAAGUUAAAGACGCGCUCUCCCCGCGUGACUUUUGGCUGAUUCUCUUUUAUCCACUUUCGGCCGUUCUGACGAUAUUCUGCAAUAUUAUUGCACAUCCACGCACUUCUGAAGCGAGUAAGGACUUGAGUAUUAUGAGCCAGAUAUCUACCUUGGUACGAGAGCUUGGUGAUCGCGAGUGCGAGGUCAGCGGACGCAGCCAUAACACAGACCGAGUGUGGAAAGUCGUGACAGCAUUGGAAACACUUGCUAAGACUGCUGUUGAGAAGCAUGUUCACUGA